Messenger RNA from Crotalus tigris (Tiger rattlesnake), 12070 nucleotides. RefSeq names its product chromosome unknown C4orf54 homolog (gene CUNH4orf54). The record is from RefSeq and is a predicted model, not a curated record. The coding region runs from base 3779 to 8767 and encodes 1662 amino acids. Lineage: Eukaryota; Metazoa; Chordata; Lepidosauria; Squamata; Viperidae. The transcript has 2 exons.
UGCUUCUUGUCCUGCCUUCAGGUGCUUUGACCUUUUCUAUAGAACAUCCUUUUAGAUCUUUGCUUCUUUAGGCCCACACGCUCAGUUAUAGUCCUUCAGGCUCUUUUCUCAGGCUCCUUGUUUGUCUGAAUCCAUAUUCAAGUAUGUUACCCAGAAUUGGUCAGUCAAUCUGUCCAUCUGUCAGUCUAAAGUGGAGUAUUAAAGCACAAACCAAUGAAAAUUAUUACUGUUUGUGAUCUGAAUAUUGUAUUUGCUUUUCAGCAGCCAUAUUAGUCUGCUGACUCAUAUUUGGUUUGUAAUCAACUAUUACUUCAGAAUCUUUUUUUCCACGAUGACCAUUAUCAAGCCAGGUAUCCACAUGUGGGAACUGAUUUUGUUUCUGAUGUGAAGAACUUGGUAAAUUUCAUUUUAGCCCAUUUUUCUAACAUGUCCAGGUCAUGUUGACUUUUAUUUCUGUAUUCUAUAUUUCUGCUGUCCUACCCAAUUACAUCUUUUCCAGAUCUGAAAAGCAAUCCCUCCACUUCUUCAUUCAGGUCAUAAAUAAAAAUGUUGAAAAAUAUACAGCCCUGCACUGAACCUUUUGCUACCUCACUAUCAUUUGCUAAUUUUGCUAUCUUUCUUCAGUUUAAUGUGUUAUCUUUCUCCAUUAUAACUGCUGAUAAUCUAAUUAAUCUGUUAAAAAAAAACACCCAAACAAUAUACUGUUUCAACACUAGAGGGCUGUUUUGCAUAGGUUAGCAAUUCACAGCACUAUCUGUUAUUAGCUCAGGCCAUAAAUAAAAUGGACGCUUCAAAAAUAAAGUUAUAUUUCAAACUGUCAUUCAUUAAACAUUAAUGAAUUUUGCAGGAAAUAUUUUAAACAGUACCCUCCAAAACUGAUUUUCUGCCUGAGAAUUGCUUUCCUACUAAUGAACUUUCCUUCACACUUGAAAUAGCUCUUUUAUAAUCAGAUACUGAAGUGUGAAAUUGUGAUGCUUUUCCUUUCUCGUCAUCUGAGGCUGAAAUCCCUCCCACCUGAUCUUAGAUGCAGAUGGUCUGAGAAGUGAUUCAUGAUUCAAAGAGAUCCCCAAAUUUGGGAAUCCUGUAUGGCUGACUGAUGCGUUAUGAAAGUUGUAUGACUGGCUCAAUGCCUUAUUCUGAUUGAAUAUCUAGGCUGCAAUAUAAUCAGAGCAUGUGUUUUUCUUGGAAAAGCUGUGUCAUUCUAAUCAGAACUAUAUUUUUAUUUAGUUGUGGAAUCUCUCUUAAAUAUCAAACUUUUAAUGUUACAAAUGUACAAAUAUAACAUAAACUCUAGCCUUUUUGAAUCUUAUCUUCAAAUCCAUCACAUCUAUUAUAGAAGAAAUCAUUAGAAACUGGCAGUUUUGUAGUUUUUCUUUGCAUAUAAUGUAUUUCAAUGGUUUUUUUUAAAAAAAUUGUCAGACACAUAUUGUUCAACCUUCAUGUAACUCAAUAUAGUUAAUUUGAAAUUUCAUAUCACCUCAAGAUUUUAAUUCAUUUGCAUCCCAAUUAUUUUCACAUCUUAAAAGAGGAAAAAAAAGCCACUGACAUACUUGCAAUUACAAGCACAAAAGAAAAUGACUCUCCCAAACCUACAUCUGCUUCCCUUUUCAAGUUUGCCAUUGAUUUACUCUUUUUCCAAGAGCAAAUCUAUUGCAUAAUAACCUUUGUCUAUAGUUAAACCUAAGUUUGGCAUCAGAAACCCUCACUUGUGAUUUCAGAGAUUAUCAUUCUAGCAUUCCAGGUAUUUAGAGAUGUAGCCUAAAGCACCUGGGUAUAAGAGGGACAUCUUUAUUAGUAACAGUUCUGAAAUUUUGUACUUAAAAAAUAGAGGAAUUCACUUUUUUGAUUACUUUUAGGCCUGAUUCCCACAUGCUAAACUGUAAUCUUGUUUACAUUUGUUUUUCAAUGGUGUGCAAAUCAGAUCACUAUCCACUAGAGAUUAGCACGAAUAUGAACUUACUUUUAUUUCACACAUGGGCUUUCUAUUUAUUUAGUGUUUUAAGAGGCUUAUAAUAUUUUUAAAGCUGUUUUAUACAUUAUUUUAAUGCUGAUUUAAACAUUUUUGUAUACCUCUUUGGGUAUGAUAGUUAUAUAAGUGGAAUUAAAAUUAAAAUGAUGAAGAAUUUUAAAACUGGUUUAGUAAUAUUCAUAUCGGUAAUAAUUGUAUUAAGGCACAAGUCCAAAAAAGGGAAAUAUUAAUAGUUUUUUAAAAAACAAUACUUGAAUUUUUCUAACUGUAUUUCCUUUACACUACUUUAUUGCACACAUUUAAUUCUAGUACAACAAUAUCAUAACAAUGAUAUGCAAUUUUAUUUAUUUGCCUUAAGUAUUUAAAAGUAGAAGACUGGGGCAAAAAUAUAUUAGUGGAAGAUCAGAGAUUCCUGCAAUGAAUGACAGUCAAACACAUUUAUUUUUACUAUGUACAAAUGUGGUAGUUUAAAAUAGUACUUUAUUCACCCGGUUGAAAUGACACAUAGUCUAUGUAUAGAUAAUAUUUUGACCCAGCAAGCUAUACUGAUCUGAUAAAAAUGCUUCAGAGUUUUCUUACUCUGAACAAGUCAUUAUGAAAAUCAAACCAGUUUGGUAUUUUCUCAUUGCUUGUUCUUUAUCUCCUUCACAUCCUUUUAAAAACCUCUGAAGAUAAGAAGAACAUUUUUCAAGAUCUAAGGUGCUGAUUAAUAUCCCUUGGAUUAAUAUCACAAAAAUCAAAGAAAAGGUAAAUGUUUUUUUUAGACUGCUUGUUUCCUCUGUACUGAAAUAUUAUUAGAACUCACUGUAACAGAUAAAGUCUAUUCAGCUUACACUAGAGAAGCUUCAUACUGUAUAACUUUAAUAGGAUUCAAGGGGAAUUUUUAUUGUGGCUUAUAUAAUUAAUAUAAUUAAUUAUAAUAUAAUUAUAAUUAACUGUACAGUUCUAAAAAAACUUAAAAAAAGAGACAGAAGCAAGUUAAAUUGGUUUUAUUUAUCUAUUUCAUGAUAUAUUAAGAAUUGUUCUAAGUCCGUAUGUUGGAAGUAUUUUUGCUGGAAGAGAAAUGGUACUCCACUUUUUUUUUCAAAAAAAGGAAAAGAUGGGGAACCCUCUUUAAAUACUUUUGCAUAGAAUACAAAUAAUAUUUCAUAAAUUGGGAAAAAGUGCUUUUUAAAGAUUACCAGUAAAAAUACAAGCCAUUUGAAAUUACUAAUGUCUUAUUAAGAUUAAAUUCAGUCUUUUUCCCCAUUGAAAUAUUAUCUAGGUAAUAUUCUUAAAAAUACUGUUCCAAUAGUAAAAAGUGCUUUCCAUGUAACUCUCCUUCAUUCUGUUCAUCCCCAAAGCAAUAAUCUUUUAAAACUAUUACAUGGAUUAAUCCCUCUCAUAUGCUUACAUAUUCCUUAACUAGAAGUAUAAGAAUUUCCAUAUGCUUUCUCUUCAUUUUGGAAUGUCUGGGAAAGUUGAGUGGCAGAUGCUGUUAAUGCUGCUACUUCUAUUACCAAUGGCAUUCAGACUGACAGCUCUUCAUGCCAAACUAACAACUGUACUUCAUAGCUCAGGAAUAAGACACUGGCAGCAACGGCAGUUACCAGCAAACCCCCCCCCCCAUCUCCACAGAGACAACAGCAGCCACUCAGUUUACUACCCCCAGCACUAUCAAGCAGCUCUCCAAGAUCUACAGCUAAACUACAAGGAACAAAGUUAGGAAUCCCUGGGAAACACAUGUGUAUAUGUGUUGUGUCUCUCGCUUGACUUUGGUCCUGGGUCCAAAGCUUGUUGCUCCCUUCAAUCAGCUUGAAAGCAUCCACCAUGGAAGUGCUUACAGAACUGCCUGCUGAAGAAAUAGUUACUGAAAAAGAGAAUGAUGGAAAAAGCAACAGCCAAAUGAUCAAGUGUCAUCCUCAAGAGCCAUCAAUUUCCUCAGCUGAGGAAUCAAAAUAUGUGGAGAUUUACGAUUACCCUGGAGGGACAGGAGAGAGUCCCCAGACUCUAAAGCUGAAUCUAGAACGGAAUGGAAGUAAAGUGGCCUUUAUCAGACCUAAAAAUGGACCUUGUGAGAUCAGUGAGAUUAACAGAUUGGCUAACAAAAUCUUGGCAGACAAAUCUGCGAAUCAAGAAUCUCUGGAUUAUACAUCUAAAAUGGAAGGCACUCUUUCCCCCAUGGGGAUGAAAGAUGAUGAGGUUGGGGAAAGGAUCUCUGGCAUCAGUUCAGAAGGAUCUGAGAACACUCUGUCCCCUAGUAUCUCCAAUGUUCAGCUUUACACACAUGGCUGCCCAGAAUCAUCUUCAUCAUCUUGUCCUUCACCAAUACAAAAUACAAGGAAUUUUCCAAAAAUGGACGACUUAGAAAGAGGGGGGAAAACCUCCUCUUCAUUUGGGUAUGACAGCGAUGAAGAUGAUGAAAUAGACUGCAAAGAAAUCUGUCUGAGCAAUGAGAGAGGAAGAGGCAGGCAUGCUUCACAGCUAUUGCAGUCCCAACCCAGCUAUACCAGUGAAAACAACAAUAGUAAUAAUGAUGAAGCACAUUAUAUUACCACGCAUGAAAUCCAGCUUAGUGAAGUAGACCAUGACAUGGAUUUUGACUAUGGAUUAGCUUCUCGAUGGGACUUUGAGGACAACAAUGUUAUUUAUUCCUUUGUGGAUUAUGCUUCCUUUGGGAGUGAAGAAACUCUUGCAGACACACAAACAGAAGAGGAUAAUAGCUGUUAUCUCAGCACAACCACCAGUGAUCCUAAUAAUCAGACAGACAGUAUUGAUAAUACCAGCAGUACAGAGAUAGUCAGCAUUAAUUCUGAAAAUGAUACUCCAAGCACAGACAAAUGCGCCAGCUCGGAAGAAAGUCAGUCCAAGAACCUCUGCAACAUGAGUGAGAAUUCUGCAGGCCAGAUACUCCUAUCAAUCAAACCAACUUCCAGGGCUAUAAAUGAGCCUAGCAACCAGCAUGAAAAGCAAAACAUUAUUUACGCUGCCAAGCAUGAAGGCGACAUGAGCCUCUGUGUCUCCACAGCUCACGAACGAAAUUCAAGUUUCAAACAAGAUGUAUUUCAUGACUAUGCAAAAAAGUUUAUUGCAGUUCCUGCACACUUGCAAACAAGGUGUGCAGCAAUAAAAGCAAGAGAAUUGGGUGGAUAUUCAAGUGGUGCCUCCAGUGUGGUAAGUGAGUUGGAUGAUGCAGAUAAAGAAGUAAGAAGCCUGACAGCAAGGGCAUUUCGGAGCUUAGCUUAUCCCUACUUUGAUACCCUGAACUUGAGUUCCAGUGAAUCUUCCACAUCUCUUUCAGAUCACAACCUAGGAAUCAACCGAUGGUCAACUUACUUGGAUUUAAAGUGCAGCAGUCUUGGACAGAAAGCAGAGCAGAAUCUUUUCAAAAGCAGCGCUGCAUCUGCUGGAUGGAAAAGAAACCCUGGGACUAAGACAGCCAGUGACCAUUUCUACAUUCACUCCAAUAAGUCACAGACUAAAGCAUUGGAAUUUGUUGUCAGUAAACUUGAUGGGGAGAUAACGCACGUUGAAACACCACGUUGCUUUGAAAAACAGGUCCAGGCAGGCUCCCGAGUUGUUACUUUGCUGGAGACUUUGGAUUUCAGCAGCAAUAUUAAUGCGGGUGUCCCCAGACCUGGUAAACCUUCUGAAAAUGCUGCUAUUGGGUCCAGUUGCACAGAUGAAGUUACAGAAACACUGCCAAAGGAGCAGGGCAAUGAAAUUUGCAAACAAACUGGAGUGGUUGCAGAAACCAUGGAAGGAACACAGAAGUCAAAAUUUGCAUCUAGCCUCCUCAAAAAUGUUAUUUCAAAGAAGAUGCAACAGGAACAUGAGUUCAAAAUGGAAAGGGGAGAGAUCACAGACACCACAUACUCUGGUAUGUCAAAUUCCUCAUCUUCUAAAGAGGUAGAUAGCACUGCCAAGGAGAAGUUAAAGAAUGGGGGGUUGCAGAGACAAAAUUCAAGAUAUUCAGAAGGCAGCUCUGAUAGUACUAUUGUAACAGCAGAUGAUUUGGGGGAAUUUUUUGAUAGCAAGUCACCAACCUCCAAGCCUUCUACUCCACGGGAGGCCAAUAUUAGCCUAAAUAGAACCUUUUCAGAAACAUUUUUAGAAGAGGCAUGUAAAAUAAAACAAAGUGCCUCUGAAACACUCAAGGCAACUUUUCUCCGUAGCCAGAACAGUGCAUUUAGAACAUGGAAAGAAAAAGAAGCAGAGAAAAAAGAGGAAAAAGUUCCUGUGGGAAAACUGAAAACAGGAUUUAAAGGUGAUUGGAAAGCUGAUAUGGGAGAAAUCACAGCUAAUAAAGCAACUAAAAUGUCUCGUCUUUUUGUUCCAAAUAUUCAACAAACAACAAACAAAGAUAAUACUAACUUGCAUGUGACAAAAUACUCCACAGCGACAACUGCAACAGCUCAGACUGCUAUUGCCACCACAGUGAUAAAGCCCAAACCUCCAGAGAUCAAGAUAAGCUUGGGAAGUGUGGAGCAGAACAAAGAUAAUCUUUUCAAUAUUACUAAACUUCUCAGCCCCAAGAUAGCUGGAAAUGCCCCCAAUUUUUUCAAGACAGCUGUUGAUACCAGAUGUCAACUGCAAAAGCAAAUAAAAGGGGAGGUUAUGGACAAACUGCCUCAAUUUCAGGUACGUGAUGUAAGAGAAAAUAAAUGUAAAGUCCAAGGGCCUAUACACCAGGUGAGAGAUGUCAGGAAAUUAAUCAAAAGUAGUUAUAGUCUUGAGUCAGGGGAUAACCACAGUGACAGAGGCAGUGUUAACUCUGACCAGGGAACUUUUGACCAGAAACCCAAACAGUUGAUGUCAACUGGCAUUCCCAGGUCUCUGUCUCCUAUGGUGAUAACUUGUCAGGCAGUAAAUAACAUUAAAGAGGACAGGAAACCUAACAGAUCUCAAGAGAUGGGAGCCAAAGUAAGUAAUGGAGGCAAGAUGCUGCCUUCCAACCAAGAAGGAACUAUCCUGGUGCACAGGACCUCAGGAAGGCUGCCAGUAGCCACCAUUGCUCCCAACAAGAGUGACCCUCGCCAGCCUGCUGUAUUGAAGAUAGUCUCAAAAACAUCUGUGCCCUGGAGACAGCAGUCACAUCCACCACCACAGCAGCCAAUGACAACUGAGAAAAGCAAUAAAGUGGAACCAUUGGUGGUGGAUGGAGAAGAACUUCCCAAAGAAGAGGUGACCAAGGCAUCUGUCUCAGCAAACCACAAGGCCCUGCAAAAACUAACAGCAGCAGUCCGGAGCAUGGAAGAGCUGUACAGUUUCAGUAAAAAUGAGUGGAAACGAAAGAGUGACCCAUUACCCAUAACUGACAGCCAUGUCCUGUCCCUCAUUACCCGAGAAGAGCAAACCAUAGGAGCCAUAAACACCGCCAGGGAAGAAUCGAUGAUGGUUGCCAAGACUGAGGACCAGGAGGCAACUCAGACGGUGGGAUUAACAACUUCUCCCAGCAGAUCGGCACCAGAACGCCAACCCCGUGGCAGAUUCACCAACCCAACCAAGAACACAGAGAAGGUCUCGGCCAAGACAGCGGCCUUUGAGAACCUGACCCGAGAGCGGGCACGCGUUUCAGGCUUCCACGGAGAAUCUGCCUCAAGAAACACCGGGUCUGCUGAGAAGGAAAGAGUCCCUGUGGUCCCCAGGACCACCGUAACAUUUAAUGCUCAAGGCCAGAAGGCCAAGCACCAACCACCGGUGCUCUCGUCUCCUUCCCCACCUCGAGGCCUCAAAGGCCAGGCCAGGCCUCGCGCCAUGAAGUUAUUUGGCAACCGGCAGGGGAGCCUGGUGGAGCCCGACAAGAGCCGCAAGCCUACCUUUCCCGACUGCGGGAACUACUUGGCUAUCUCGCUCAAGGAGUCGUCUGCUGAGCAACCGGCACCAGUGGCCUUAGGCACAGGCGAAGCAGCAGGAGGAGGCAGCCGCGCAGGCCCCGUCGCCACUGCUUCGCCCGCUGCCACCCAGCCUCUCAACCUGGGCCGGUCCGUGGCAAGCUUCAACCCCAUCCAGGCGCCCCAGCAGCAGCAGCAGCAGCCCACCGCAACCACCACUCAGCCUCUGGCACAGCGGCAGCCGCCCUUGCCGCCGCAGCCUCAACUUCAGGCGGCGGCGGCGGCUCCACCGUUGGAAAUGUCUCCGGCGCACAUCUUCCCUCAGGCUCUGUCCCUCGCAGCGGCGGCGGCCGCCCUGACAGGCGCGGCUCAGCCAGCGACGCCUCUGCUUUGCUUCUCGCCGCCCACGUCAGCCGAGCCCGCUGCCUUCCCGCCUCAGACGCAGCGCAAGGUGCUGCUGGACCUCAGCACGGGGCAGUGCUACUUCGUGGAUACCCCGCUACAGCCGCAGCCCCAGAAGCGGCGCCUCUUUGACCCCGAAACAGGGCAGUACGUGGAAGUACCCUUGCUGGCGCCGCCGCCACAGCCGCCGGCCCUGGCCCCCAUGACCAUUCCCAUGUCGUCCCUGGCGCUGGGAGCGGCCGCUGGGACCUACAGCGCCCCGGCCGCAGCCUAUAUGUUCUACCCGGGCUUCCUGCCGGCCGUCCUGUCCGCCACCGCACUGCAAGGCCAGCUUGCCCAGCAACCGAGCGGCGAGCUGGGGUCUGCGGCCGCCUCGUCCAGGAGCGCCGCCAGUCCCGCCACAGAAAGCCCGUAUUACAUGCCCACGGGCACCCAGCAGCAGCAGCAACCGUGCCCACAAGCGGCUUCUAGCGACGGGAAAGCGCCGCUCAUCAGCAUCACAUCGCAACCAUUGGGUCCCCGGAUCAUCGCCCCUCCGUCCUUCGACGGCACCACCAUGCGCUUCGUUGUGGAGCACCGGUGAUGGGGCGCCGGCCAGGAGAGAUGCUGCUGCUGGUACGAGGGCACAAAGAACAAGAAUUUCACUCAAUUUGAAAUGUACUUGGUAAUUCUAAAUUUUCAUUUAAAUAGUUGUCCUCUGAUGGAUUGCUUUGUCCAAAACAUGUGUUACAUUGUUUUCAUGUUUGGAUAACCUGUUUCCCCCUCAUUUUUAACUAUGUAGAAAUUUAAUUAUUUAAAUAUAAAUGAUUGAAUUGUGGUAUUUUCUGUAGGUUUUUAAAUAUAGAAACUAGUAAUCAGUGUACUGUGCAACACACAGCUAACUACAGGUUACCUACAAAUGCAUAUAUAGAAGCAGGAGUCCUUAUUGGUUUCGAAUAAAAAACAAGUUUGAAUGAAGAAAUAAGAUGCUGAUAUAGCUUUGCAGAUACCUAUUUGCGGGUUUUUUUAAAAAAAGCUUGGAAAGCUUGAAUUAUUACUCCAAUCUAUUUCUCUGUUUAAAAAAAAGUGGCUGUAGGAUUGUUUUUAUACAUAACUAUAUGUAUGUGUAGUUUAUUCUUAAAAUUACUUUAAUACAUUUUGAUAUCUCUCUAUUAUCUUGGGAGAAAACAUAAAUGUAAAAGUAAAAGAAGUAAAAAUUUCUUUUUCCUAAGUUUUGCUAAAAUAGUUAAAUAUAUUCAGAAUUUGCCAAUAAUAUCCAAUUACAGUAGACUUAAGUGAUUCCCAUUGAAGCUAAUUUUAAUUUAUGGAUAAUCUUCAAUAGCAGCUGAAUUAGGAUCUCAUUACAUAAUAGGUAUGCAGUCAACUAAUUUGAGUUUAGUUUAAACCCCAGGUUGGUUGAAUCCAAUCAGCUAUGGAUGCAUAGCUAUCAAGGCAAACAUCAGCCCUACAAUAGUGUCUGAUAGUCCUCAAAAAAAGUUUUUAAAAAUGCCCAAAUCUGGCAAGUUCUCCAGAAUUCCAUGAAACUUCAUAUGAGGACUGCAGUAUCAUAUGAGGGACUGCAAAAUGUUUCUGGCAAAAAAGAAUGUGCUAAAUUUUAGAAAUCUUCAGAUCUUGCAAUAUUUAAGGCAAUUUGAGGAGGGGGAAUCCCACUGCACAAAACUGUGAUGAGGGUAUUUUAGGAACAAAAAAAGUUUAGUGAAUCCUGAGUUAAAUGUAUUGAAGACCCACUGAAAACUAGGCUUUCUUUAAAUUCCUUCGAAUAUGAAGCCUAAUUCUGUGGAUGUUUACUUGGAUUUAAAUCCUGUUAUUUUACAGGGCUAAUUGCUAAAAGGCAUGCAUAUGAUUCAGUUCUUAUUAUUAAUAGAUUUUGUUGAAAUAGAGUUACAAAGUAUACAUUUUAUUUAAUGCCUUCCCCUUAAAACCGAUAGUGAAAAUAACUGGAAAUAUAGUUCUUUAUUCUGUUUAAAUGCUGCUUUAUAUUAUUUUCAAAGGAGUCCUUGAGCUGCACUUUUUUGUUUAAAUAUCAGAAAUCUAGAAAAGUGAUACAAUUUAAUUUAAAGUUACUACACUUUCUUGGUGCCUUCAAUAAUUGUGGAGCAAGCAGUCAUUCAACUAGUGAAGCUUUUUUUUAACUACUUCAUUUCCAUAUGGAAUAAAUUGUGCUUAUGUGAUGAUAACUGUCAUGCAGCUCCCCCCAAAAGUGUUAACCCUUUUGCGUAUGUGUCUUGUAUAUCGUUAUUAUUCAAAGAAGAAGACACAUUUUUUCUUCUUUAUAUAUGAGGAAUUAAUUUUAGGAUAGGAGGGUUUGUUUUGUUUUUUUACAAAUAUAUGAAUUUCAGAAAGUUAUUUUAGAAAGUACUUUGAGAUUUUAACCUAGCUAUUUCCAGUUAGUAUUCUAAACCACUAAUGAAUAUUUGGCAUCAAGUUGUAAUUUAAAACAGUGGCCCCCAACCUUUUGAGCACCAGGGACUGGUUCCAUGGAGAGAAGUUUCUCCAUGGACUGGGGGAGCAUGGUUUUGAGUGCUGUCCACGUCCCAUGGAUGGGGUUUCACUUGUUUGAGUGGCCCAGUUGCUGGCAUGCCAUGGACCAGUCUCGGCCCAGGGGGUCCCUGAUUUAAAAUAUACCCCUUGAAACAUUGAAGGGAAAAGAAUGAGCAGUUUAAUGAGUUUUUAAAAUAGAGAAUUUUCAUAGAUUUAUUUGGCACAGGUAUGACAAUCUUAACUACAAUUAGGAAAGAACUAUGCAGGAAAUCCUCAACAAACUCAGAAUGAUGUUUAAAUGCAAAAGGUACAAAGCCCAAAAUAUAUCUGGUACAAUAUGAAACAUGGGGUGUACAACUUAAAGGACCAGAACCACAUAUAGCCCCUAAAUCUUGGGUGUGGUCCCCAGACGGCCCUGAAAACACAAUGGUGUAGCUUAAGUUCUACAUCUGAUUACAAUUGUAAAGUAUUUUUAGAUGCCAUAGGUGAAGCAGGAAUUUUUAAUUUUACAAAUCAUAUAGUAAAUACAUUAGUUGCAUCAAUUUUAAGAGAUCUUCGGCCAAGCAGUGAUGAUUCACUUUCAGUAUUCUGUUUCUGGUUAGGUAUGUUACAAAUUCUGCUGCUACCCACAACCAUACCAGUCGGGGUUGUGUAGCACAUGAUUCAGGCAGUGUACAGUUUCCAAUUAGCUUACAGUUUCCGGUGGCUGGCAGUUCAUCACUAUAGUGACACAGAUUAGUAGAUCAGAUUCUUAAACUAAAUAGUCAAUAGCUAAACUUAAGUGUAGAACCAGAAUAAAUAAGCUAUGGUAUCCUAAGAACAAGUCUUAUUUUUUUCUGCCAUAUUGUUUUACUGAAAGUUCUUUGUGGUUUUGGGCCAGAAUUCAGCACAGUGGGGCUUAAUCACAUAAUACUCUUCAUUCUAGCCCUGUUUUAAAACACUGAGCUUAACAUUUUUAAAAUGCAAUGCUAGAUGGACCAUACUACUUUUUAAAACAUAUUUCCACUAAAGCUCUUACACACAAAAAACCACUCAAGUCAUUCCCAUAGUUCUGAAUCAUUUGAUUUCCUUCAUCCAUAUUGUGACUUAAAUCUUUUCCAUGCUGAUUUAAGCUCAGUUUGCUCAAAGAAGUAAUGGUAAAUGAAAGAUCAGUUAUGUUCCUACCACAUAAAAAUUUAACAUGCAGUUCACUGUAAAAAAUGGAUUCAUGCACAGGAAGUUCCUUGUAGUUAUUGUCAUUUUAAUGCGUAUACUAUGAGAAUGGCUUAAAUAUGCUUUCGGUUGAAUGUGUGAAAAAGCUCCAAGCAUCUACAGGUUCAUUAAAUAUGAUGCUUAUUCAGAUCUCCUUAGAGGUGAUUUAACAUGGGCGAUUUCCAUUUUAUAGUAGCUUUAGAUGAAAAAAAAA